AUGUCUGGCAACAUGAAUCCAAGAACCGUCCUCAAGUACUUCCUUGCUAGAGAGCAAGCAGAAGGCCGCGGUGCCAGAGUCAGAAGAUCGAUCGGCACUAUCAACUUAAGAAACUUCACACCUUUCUUGAUGCUUGAUCACUUCCAUGUCACCCCGGGAAUUGGUGGUUUCCCAUCACAUCCUCAUCACGGCCAAGAGACCAUCACUUAUAUCACGCAUGGUGCCAUGGCCCAUGAAGAUUUUACCGGUAGUGCUGGUAUCUUGUAUCCAGGUGAUUUGCAAUUCAUGACCGCUGGUAAAGGCGUGGUUCAUAGUGAAAUCCCAGUUAAAUUGAAAGAUGAUCCAACACAAGCGUGUAUUGGCAUGCAAUUGUGGGUGGACUUACCAGAAAAUUUAAAGAACACUCCGCCAAGAUACAGAGACUUGAAAAAAAAGGAAAUCCCGAUCGCCAAACCAAAUGAUAAAGUUGAGGUCAAAGUUAUUAGUGGCUCAUCUUAUGGUAUCGGAUCAUUAAGAGACUUGGCGUACACUCCAGUUUGUUACUACCAUUAUACCGUUAAGCCUGGUGGGGAAUUCAAGCAAGAAGUUCCAGCUGAUUUCAACUCUUUUAUUUAUUUGAUGGAAGGUGGGUUGACCAUCAACGACAAGGAAUACGACCAAUAUAAUGCAAUUUUCUUCAACAGAGAUGGUGACUAUAUUGAAGGUAAAAACCCAGCUAAUGCCACCAAAGACGCUAGUUUUGUUUUGAUUGGCGGGGAAGCUUUGGAUCAAAAGAUUGUUCAACAUGGCCCAUUUGUGGAAACUAGCGUAGAAAAAAUGCAUGAGGUUUUCAGAAACUAUCAACAUGGUAUCAAUGGGUUUGAGAAGGCUAGAGAAUGGGAGGCCAAGAUCGAUAUUGGUGUCGAAGAAGGCGAUGUUAUCGGCAAUACUGCCACUCCAAAAAAGGAUGAAUUAUGA
Saccharomycopsis crataegensis is the source of this 957-nucleotide messenger RNA. Its product is annotated as pirin family protein. The transcript has a single exon. The record is from RefSeq and is a predicted model, not a curated record. The coding region runs from base 1 to 957 and encodes 318 amino acids. NCBI's taxonomy places the organism in Eukaryota, Fungi, Ascomycota, Saccharomycetes, Ascoideales, Saccharomycopsidaceae.